CUGCAUUUGCAGCUGCUGGCGAAUUUUCCUAAAUGAUUUAAAUUAAUCAGUGGCACAGUGGGAGGGUGAGCUCAUUAAGUUCCUAGCUGAAAGCACAAACCACAUGAUAAGGGCUGCUUCCUAAGUGCCGCGGAGAGAAAAACAGAGAAGAUGCAUGUUUCGAACGGCGUCCUUAUAACUGAACAAUCAGCAGACACUCUGCUCCAGCUGUCACUUGCUGAAGUUGCCACCCUCAACGAAGGCAUCAAUUUUUUUCGAAAUAAGAGCACUGGCAAAGACUACAUCUUAUACAAGCAUAAGGACCAGCUGAGGGCAUGCAAGAACCUAUGCAAGCAUCAAGGAGGGCUGUUCAUAAAAGAUAUCGAGGAUUUAGAUGGAAGGUCUGUGAGAUGCACGAAGCACAAUUGGAAACUCGAUGUGAGCACCAUGAAGUACAUCAACCCUCCAGACAGCUUCUGUCAAGAUGAACUGGUGGUUGAAAGGGAUGAAGAAAAUGGACUUUUACUUCUUCUAGAACUGAAUCCUCCAAACCCCUGGGAUGCAGACCCCAGAUCUCCGGAGGAUUUGGCUUUUGGGGAAGUGCAGGUAACGUACCUCACUCACGCCUGCAUGGACCUCAAGCUGGGAGACAAGAAGAUGGUCUUUGACCCGUGGUUAGUUGGUCCUGCUUUUGCCCGAGGAUGGUGGUUGCUACAUGAGCCUCCAUCUGAUUGGCUGGAGAGGCUGUGCCAAGCUGACCUAAUUUACAUCAGCCACAUGCACUCGGACCACCUGAGUUAUCCCACACUAAAGAAGCUUGCUGAAAGAAGGCCAGAUAUUCCCAUUUAUGUUGGAAACACAGAAAGACCCGUGUUUUGGAAUCUGAAUCAGAGUGGUGUCCAGUUGACUAAUAUCAAUGUGGUACCAUUUGGAAUAUGGCAGCAGGUAGACAAAAAUCUUCGCUUCAUGAUCUUGAUGGAUGGCGUUCAUCCUGAGAUGGACACCUGCAUUAUUGUGGAAUACAAAGGUCAUAAAAUCCUCAAUACAGUGGACUGUACCAGACCCAAUGGGGGAAGGCUGCCUAAGAAGGUUGCUCUAAUGAUGAGUGAUUUCGCUGGAGGAGCAUCAGGUUUUCCAAUGACUUUCAGUGGUGGAAAGUUUACUGAGGAAUGGAAAGCUCAAUUCAUUAAAACAGAAAGGAAAAAGCUCCUGAACUACAAGGCUCAGCUGGUGAAGGACCUGCAACCCCGAAUUUAUUGCCCAUUUGCUGGGUAUUUCGUGGAAUCCCACCCAUCAGACAAGUAUAUUAAAGAAACAAACAUCAAAAAUGACCCUAUUGAACUCAACAACCUUAUCAAGAAAAACUCUGAUGUGUUAACAUGGACCCCACGACCUGGAGCCACUCUUGACCUGGCUAGGAUGCUGAAGGACCCAACAGACAGCAAGUGCAUCAUAGAGCCUCCAGCAGGAACUAAAAUUUACAAAGAUUCCUGGAACUUUGAACCAUACUUGGAGACUUUGACAGCUGCUGUAGGAGAUGAAAUAUUUCGUCACUCAUCCUGGAUAAAAAAAUACUUCACUUGGGCUGGAUUUAAGAAUUAUAACCUGGUGGUCAGGAUGAUUGAGACUGAUGAUCACUUUAACCCCUUUCCUGGAGGAUAUGACUAUUUGGUUGACUUUCUAGACUUAUCUUUCCCAAAGCAAAGACCAAGCCGGGAGCAUCCCUAUGAGGAAAUUCGGAGCCGGGUUGAUGUCAUCAGACACGUGGUGAAGAAUGGUCUUCUCUGGGAUGAUUUGUAUAUAGGAUUCCAAACCCGGCUGCAGCGGGACCCUGACAUAUACCAUCAUCUGUUUUGGAAUCACUUUCAAAUAAAACUCCCUCUAACACCACCCAACUGGCAGUCCUCCUGAUCGGGAGAGCAGAUCCAAGUUUGCCAGGGAUGUCAAGUAAUAUGCAAAAUUCAAGAAUUAAUUAUGCUGCAUCUUGACCACAAGAAGUUAAUCUCAAAGAGAAUAUAUUGUACUGGUAUCAGUAAUAACUAUAUGUUAAAUUUGUGAUAGAUGUUCUCAUGGCUUCUGUCUAUAAAUCAUUAUUUGACCAGAUUACUAAGCAUUUUGCUUAUUCCACUGAAAAUUCUGUGUAAAUGAGUUGUAAAUAGAAACAAAUUUUCUAUGGAAAACAAAGCAUAACAAGAUGUGUAAAUCCAAGCAUAAACAAGAUGUGUAAAUCCAAGCGUAGAAGAAAUAGAAGUAGAAAAACUAUCCUAUACAGUAGCUAGGAAAAAGGAAAGGGAUGGAGGAGCAGAAGUUGAGAUAAAAGGAGGGAAGAGAGUAGAGAAAUAAAUGAGGGGCCAUAAAAAGAAAAAAGGAAAGAGAAAAAAAAUACAAUGGAAUUCAAACAGAAUAUAAAAAUGUUUAUUUUGCUCGUUAGUAAUAGGUUGAUUCCCCAAAUAGAUUUGAUGAAGAAAGUACAGUAAGGAGGAUUCAAGGAUUAUUUUCAAAUUUUCAAAAAGCAUUUUUGAAACAUGUGUUUACCAAGAUACCAAGACAAAGCUGCAGCACUGCCCUGAAAGAUAAAAUGUCAUUACGAGGAAAUUCCUGAUUUAAUCCAGCACAUCAACUACUUGGAGAUGCUAUGAUAAUAUACAAAAACUCCAUGGAAAAACUAAUCAAAAUAAACAGUUCAGUAAAGUAGCAGGAUAUAAAAUUACCGCACAAAAAUCAUUAACCCUCCUAUAGGCAAACCAUCAGUCUGAAGAAGAAGAAGAAAUCAAGAAAACCAUCCCUUUUAUCAUUGAAACCCAAAAAAAUCAAAUACUUGGGAAUAAACCUUAGAAAUAGAUGAAGGACCUAUAUAGAAAAUUAUAAAAAGAUCGCUAAAAGAAACAGAAGACACAAAGAAAUGGAAAGACAUCCUCUGCUCAUGGAAUGGAAGAAUUAACAUUAUGAAGAUGGUCAUCCUCCCAGACGCAAUUUACAGAUUCAGUGCUAUUCCGAUAAAAAUUUCAGUGACUUUCUUUAAAGAAAUAGAACAAAUAUUGAUGAAAUUUAUAUGGAGCCAUAGAAAACUCAAAUAGCCAAAGAUCUCCUGCCUAAAAAGAAGAGGAAUUGAGGUGUAACACUCCCAGAUUUCACACUAUACUACAAAGCCAUAAUAAUUAAAGCUGCAUGGUACUAGAACAAAAACAGACACAUCGACCAAUGGAAUCAAAUAGAAAUCCCAGAAAUAGGGCCCAUCCUGCUGGCACCACGGGCUGAAGUGCAGCACUAUGAAGCUACUAGCCAUGAAGUAGCCAUGGCUACUUCAGUGUAAGUUUGAUCUCCGCCCUAGGAGGUGACCCACAUGGUGCAGCAGACCUCUCCUCUCUCACCCUCU
This is a messenger RNA of Condylura cristata (star-nosed mole), 3355 nucleotides long. Its product is annotated as cytidine monophosphate-N-acetylneuraminic acid hydroxylase. Lineage: Eukaryota; Metazoa; Chordata; Mammalia; Eulipotyphla; Talpidae. Bases 151 to 1890 code for a protein of 579 amino acids. The record is from RefSeq and is a predicted model, not a curated record. The transcript has 15 exons. Gene Ontology annotation, molecular function: 2 iron, 2 sulfur cluster binding.